AGCACUUGAGAGUAAGUCCGUGUGGGAGGAGAAUGGGUGGGUUCGAUCGUAGCUCGGUUCUUCUCUCCACGCGCACAGACCGAGGACAGAGCGCAGAGCGCAGUCCACCUCGCCACGUGAUGUGCAGCCGCUCGCUGAAGGCGCAACAGUGAUCUCACACUCUCUCCUUGGGCUUGUGAACCAACCACAUUUUGUUUGAAUUCGCUUCACUGCUGCACGGCCAGUGAAACACGUGCGCCUGUGCGUUUUCUUUUUGUGCGAGUGUUGCCCUCACUUGGCGCUUCCUGCCUCCGUCCUCGCCAGCGUCGAGAUUAGUGCAGUGGCUGCCUCACCCGGUCGGACCGGAGACCGCCUGGUCUCUGAUCUGGUCUGCGGAGUCGCCGGGGACCCGUCGCGCUCCAUCGGGGCCAGACUGUGCGCCUCUCGGAUCACACCCGAGCCUCUCCGACCCCCGGCGAUGGAGAUGAUGGAGGGAGACGUUAUGGACAAGCUGGACGACAUGGCAUCGGUGUACGACUUCGACCCGAUCACCGGCAACAUCCCCGCCACCAAAGUGGAAAUCACCGUCUCCUGCAGAAAUCUGCUGGAUAAAGACACGUUCUCCAAGUCAGAUCCAUUAUGCGUGCUCUAUACUCAAGGUGUGGAAACCAAACAGUGGAGAGAGUUUGGCAGAACGGAGGUGAUAGACAACACCCUAAAUCCAGACUUCGUGAGAAAGUACAUCUUGGACUACUUUUUUGAGGAGAAGCAGAACCUUCGCUUCGACUUGUAUGACAUGGACUCCAAAAGUCCAGACCUGUCCAAACACCCUGCAGAACUAAACGACUUUUUGGGACAGAUGUUCUGUACUCUUGGGGAGAUUGUUGGAUCACCAGCCAGUCGAAUGGAGAAACCACUGGGAGGGAUCCCAGGGAAGAAAUGUGGGGCUAUCAUCCUGUCUGCAGAGGAGCUGAGCAACUGUCGAGACAGUGCCACUAUGCAGUUCUGUGCCAACAAGCUGGACAAGAAGGACUUCUUUGGAAAGUCCGACCCUUUCAUGGUCUUCUACAGAAGCAACGAGGACGGGACGUUUACUAUCUGCCAUAAAACAGAGGUGGUGAAGAACACAUUAAAUCCAGUGUGGCAGCCUUUCGCUAUCCCAGUACGAGCCCUCUGCAACGGAGACUAUGACAGAACGAUCAAGGUGGAGGUAUACGACUGGGAUCGGGAUGGUAGUCAUGACUUCAUUGGGGAUUUCACGACCAGCUACCGAGAGCUAGCUCGAGGGCAGAGCCAGUUCAAUGUGUAUGAGGUUGUUAAUCCCAAGAAGAAAAUGAAGAAAAAGAAAUAUGUCAACUCUGGAACAGUGACUCUGCUCUCCUUCUCAGUGGAGUCAGAGUUUACGUUCUUAGAUUACAUCAAAGGAGGGACACAGAUCAAUUUUACUGUGGCCAUCGAUUUCACAGCAUCUAAUGGUAACCCGUCUCAGUCUACUUCUCUGCACUACAUGAAUCCAUACCAGCUGAACGCCUAUGCCAUGGCCCUGAAGGCUGUCGGGGAGAUCAUCCAGGACUAUGACAGUGACAAGAUGUUCCCCGCUCUGGGAUUUGGAGCCAAAUUGCCCCCUGAUGGACGGGUGUCACAUGAGUUCCCCCUGAAUGGAAACAUGGAAAAUCCGUACUGCAAUGGGAUCGAAGGCAUCUUAGAGGCAUACCACCAGAGUUUAAAGACAGUACAGCUGUAUGGGCCAACUAACUUCGCUCCUGUGGUGAACCAUGUUGCCAGGUAUGCAGCAGCAGUGCAGGAUGGAUCUCAGUACUUUGUUCUCCUCAUCAUCACGGACGGUGUCAUUUCCGACAUGGCCCAGACCAAAGAGGCCAUUGUAAAUGGUGCCAAGCUUCCCAUGUCCAUCAUCAUAGUUGGAGUGGGUCAAGCUGAGUUUGAUGCUAUGGUGGAGCUGGAUGGUGAUGACAUCAGGAUCUCAUCCCGAGGGAAACUGGCAGAAAGAGACAUUGUUCAGUUUGUUCCUUUCAGAGAUUACAUGGACCGGACAGGCAACCACGUGCUGAGCAUGGCACGGCUCGCCAAAGACGUGCUAGCAGAGAUCCCCGACCAGUUCAUCUCCUACAUGAAGAGCCGAGGGAUCAAACCCAACCCGGCACCGCCUCCGUACACGCCGCCUGGACAUACACACCACCACACACAGAUAUAACCUCUCACUGAGGACUGACAGCAUGCAGCAGCCACCCAGAGUCCAGUGGGAACUCUCUGCCUCCUGUUUUUUUGGUGCAAACAGGAGAAAAGGCUCCAGGAAACGGGUGUUGAAUUUUGUGCCGUUAUCCUCAGAGUGACUAUUGAAGAGAUUUAUUUAUUUUUUAUUGUUUUUGAUUUUCCCUGCUGUUUCAGUUGGCUGGUUUCUCUUGAAGAGAGGCUGCAGACUUCAAGGGACUUGUUGGUGGAAACUUUUUAAUUGACACUGAGGCAGUGACUGUUUCAUGUCUAAUUUGACAGCAGGUUGGUUCAAAAAGGUCAUGUUGUGGUUAACACUUGUGCCUGUCUGUGGUUGUCUCUCUAAGUAUAUCAGGACAUGUGAACUUUGACCUAAACCGUGCUCGUCAGUCAUUUGUGUGGCCUGAUACAGUGGCAUUUUUAGGCACCUUUUCCCUUGUGUAAUUAGUUUUUAUAUUUGGGGAUUAUCCCCAUUUCUGCUAAUACAUGGGUUAUGAUGGAGGAAAAACAACAGGUGUGUAGUUUACAGCUUAUUACGUUGAACAUUAAUCAGGCUUUUCAUACCAUGGGGAAUCGCCUCUUAACUUCUUUAUUAAGUAAAUGUUUGUAAGAGCAUGUUGUAUGAGAAUUUAAUUACACAUAUCUAGUAUAUUAAUCCUCGGAUGUUAUUCAGAAUGGCAUGGACAUUUCAUAGAGCUGUUUUGAAUACCAUAAACUUUAUCCUUUUUGAAGUGGUCAAAAAUGAUCUUUAAUUGACUGCAUAUAAAAAGCACAACUUGUCUCUACACUAAGAAUGAUGAUGAUGCUACCAGGUUUAUCAUAUGUAAUCAUUUUGAGUGCUGCUAGACAUUAUCAUUUCUGAACAAAAGACCAAAUUGAUUCCUGCAAGUCAAAUAUGUUUGUACUACAGCUCCGUUUCGCCAUGAAAUAUUAUCAGUAACAGGCAGACCACUUUCUCAUUCAGUACGGAUGCAUUACCAUCACGGAGGAUGUUACGAAGGAAGAGCAGUACCUAAUAAAUCAUAACCAAUUUUAAGCUUUUAAACCUCUUACUUUUUGAAGGACAUUAAUUUCGUAACAUACUGUAAUUACAAAAUGUAUUAGCACCUAAGUCAAAGACAGAUCAUGUAAGGAGGAGAAGAAAGGGUGCUUGGUAACAGAGAUCACAAUAGCACAUUAUAAAGACAUAUAAUAAGGAUCUUAAGUGAUGGUUAUUACCUAAUUAACUAGUGGGGCAUUAUGUCAACAUCUAGUUUUAUUACCUUUACUAUUAGAGUUGAUACUAUACAUUUCUAUUCAAUUAAAAUAAUUACAAUCUAACUGACACAAACAUUGGCUGUUUUCCAACAUUGGAGCAUUGGUAAAUGGUUUGGGGAAACUGGAAGUGGCCAGUAAUUGAAACAGCCCAUAGUUUGUUUUUACUCAAUAGUGGUUGACCCAGCCCUGAAACGAUCCCAAACACAUCACCUCUGCAUCCCAGAAACUCCCAUGUCCAUGGAAAUGAGAAAGCCCCCAGCAGCCACACAUCAGCAACUACAUGACCUCUGCUGUCACUUCACACGUAAAUCAGAACCAUUAGGGCCAGUGCUGCUCCCUGGAGUAUUCAUUUAACGCAGCCCGGCUGUACCACAGUGUAAUACAAGUCUCUGGUGGGAGACAGUCAUAAGUGGUCUUCAGAAGUCCAGGACUAAUCUCAUUCUGCACAUACAUAAUGCUUCCCUGUAUAAACAAUAAACACUCUGUCAAGGCAAAGAAGGAACAUUUUUUGCUAAACUUUGA
Molecule: messenger RNA, 3987 nt
Organism: Scophthalmus maximus (turbot)
Lineage: Eukaryota; Metazoa; Chordata; Actinopteri; Pleuronectiformes; Scophthalmidae
Gene: cpne5b
Product: copine Vb
Exons: 21
Coding region: 458-2191 (577 amino acids)
Biological process (GO): cellular response to calcium ion
Cellular component (GO): plasma membrane
Molecular function (GO): calcium-dependent phospholipid binding
Source: RefSeq, a predicted model, not a curated record